Messenger RNA from Trichomonas vaginalis G3, 1408 nucleotides. RefSeq names its product protein of unknown function, DUF4106 family. The annotation marks the transcript as partial. NCBI's taxonomy places the organism in Eukaryota, Parabasalia, Trichomonadida, Trichomonadidae. The record is from RefSeq and is a predicted model, not a curated record. The transcript has a single exon.
AUGCAAAAGGCAAUGAAAAGCGCAGAAUAUAUAAAAGCUAACAAUGACUGGUUAGAUGCCCAAGCCAACGCUAAAGCAGCCCAACUUAUAGGGUCAAUAAGGACAAAAAUACAAGCGGAUGAAGACAGUUCAAAUGAAGCUUUAAUGAAUGCUGACUUUAAGAAUGCCUUCGAAGCUCUUCAUAGUAAGGUGAAACAAGUGAACGAUUUCUCAUCUGGAAAGAAACUGAAGUCUGAAGGUUUCGACAAAGAGUUAAGAGAAGUAGCACAAAAUAUGACGAAAAUAACAGAUGCAGCAACGAGACAGGCAGUUCAAAGUGCCUAUGACGCCGUUAGAGCAACUGUUGUGGAAAGUCAAGAAAAAGAGUUACAACAGACCAAAACAGACCUAGUAAAUGCUUUCUUAAAAACGAAAAGUCAGGUAGGACAUUAUGCUGCAGAUGGAACAUAUGUGCCAGCUGGUGGAACUUAUAUACCAGCUGGUGGAACUUAUAUACUAGCUAGUGGAACUUAUAUACCACCAAACCCUCCAAGAGAAGCACCUGCACCAGGACUACCUAAAACAUUUACAUCGUCACAUGGACACAGACACAGGCAUGCACAGAAACAACAACCAACACAACAACCAACAGUUCAAAACCCUGCACAGCAACAACAACCAGAGCAAGGACAACAACCAGCACAACAACCACCUCCACAACCAGCACCACAACCAACAGUUCAAAAUCCAGCACAACAACAACCACAAACAGAGCAAGGACAUAAAAGAAGUAGAGAAAAAGGAAACCAAGAAUUCUUAAAAAUGCUUAAGGAAGAUUAUGGUUACCCAGAUACUCUUGACUUUAGUGACAGAUAUAAAGAAGCUAUUAGAAAGUUCAAGGAAGGAAAUACUGACCCGAACCUAUUUAGCUUUAUGGUUCAGCACCAAAUGGGAUAUAAUUUCAAACCUGGAAAAUACAAGCUCGCUAAGGGAUAUGAUUUAAUAGCAUAUCAUCCAAAUGACAUGGAUGAAUUUACUCCGAGAUAUUUGGUGUCAGAGAUAAAUGAUAAUUCAACUAUCUUCAUGAAACGCGUAAAAAAUAGAGACGGAACGAAAGAAGAAAGGGUUAUGAAUGCGGAUGACUUAAAUAGGGAACUUGUUAAAAACGGUCUCGGAAUAUAUGAAAUGCCACCAGAUGAGGUACAAGAAACUCAACAGGAAGAAGUUCAGAUACAACCAGACAUGGAAGAAAUAGUUCAGCAACAACAGCUAGAAGAGCCUGAAGGAAACGAACAAGUCCCUCCUUUGGAAACUAACUUCACAGAACUAGAUGAAGAUUUGGAACAGCCGAAAAAUCUUGACCCUCAACAAGAGUAUGCGGAGAAUAUGGAAUCUUUCCAAGAGUCUAAGAAAAAUUCGGCUGACAUAG